UUGUGUCACGUGAUUUCUAUAGUCCCCAUCCAAAAUGGCGCGUAGACGUCUGAUGUGGGCAGUUCUCUCCUUCCUGGUCCUAUCCGUCCUCUUUUGGGUCUCCUCCAUCAUCAUCAGCGACAAAAAGGAGUCCAUUACCAGACACAUAUCCACUCUCGGGCAGACGGCAAGCCGGAAGUACGUAUCAUCGCAGAUAUGGAAGAAAGGCGAGGGUGUUUUCCCGAUUCGGAAACUGGGCUGUAGUCCUCAAAACAACAUCGUCUUUAUCAAGACCCACAAGACAGCCAGCAGCACCACUUCUGGCAUCUUUGACCAUUACGCGUACUUGAACAACCUGACGGUGGCUGUACCUCCUGAUGGCGCCCCUUACAUGGACCGCAAGGAACUCUUUCGAAGGGACAUGGUGGCAGAAACUAGGGACGUUGGCGUCGGCUGGAAGAAAGAGGACGGCUUUAACAUGCUAACAGCUCAUGCACGGUACCACCGACCGGAAAUGGACGCUGUGGUGCACAACGCCAAAUACAUCACGAUUCUCCGAGAUCCUCGAGCUCAGUUCGUGUCUUCGUUUGUGUUCUUUAACUUUGUUGAUCGCUUUGAGCGAAUCUUUAAAUCUCGCGGCGAGAAGUACCCGACUGUCGUUGAAGGAUUCAUGAAGGCUCCCAGGGAGAAUUACCAGUUAAUGAGCCAUCGUCAGUACUCACAGGUUCUCUGGAACCAGCAGAUGUUUGAUCUGGGUCUCGACACCGCUUACUUCUCCAACCCUGACGUCAUUGAGGAGACGAUAUCAAGGCUAGAUUCAGAGCUAGAUUUUGUGAUGAUUACCGAGUACUACGACGAAUCACUUUUAAUCCUGAAGGACAUCUUAUGCUGGGAGAUGGACGACAUCCUCUACACACAAAGACUCGUGAGGAACUCUUCAAAUGAGUUAGAAAUUGAUAGCUACACUAAGGUCGCCAUUAACCAAUGGAACGCAGCCGACACGCGGUUAUAUGAUUAUUUCAAUAAAACAUUGUGGCAGCGCAUAGCGGCCUAUGGAACAAAGUUCCAGGACGAUCUCAAUACGUUCCGUCGUAAACUAGCUGUGACGUCAUCGAAAAAGACUGGAAAACAUUCACGGGACACCAAGAAAAUAAUUAAACGAAUGAAAGACAGGGGUAUACUUAUUAGAUAGUACAAGUUGAUUAUUCCGAGUCAUUUUAUUCCAAACUUAUACGCCAUUACCCAUAGAGCGACCAUGGCAGGUAAUUUGGCAUAAUUUCUUGCUUCAAGACUAUACGCUAAGUCUGUUAAACACUCUUAAAGGGGAAUCAAACCCAAAUGAAAAGUUUUUAAGAGGAAAAAGAAAAAUCGACAAGUUGAUACGUGAAAGUUUGAACAAUAUCGGAAAAUUUUAAAGGUUGUAAAAGUCGGUAAUCACUACAUCCAUGGAGACCUCAAAUUGGCCGCACUUGCGAUGCCAUUGUGAUGUAAGGCAAGGACUACCCUUCCAAUUACUCCCAUAUAGCAUGACAUUAUUUUUUUCUUUCAUGAGGACAUAGAGCAAUAUGCUACCUGAGUUAUAUUUCGACUACUGCCCCACAUGCAGGGAAAAGGUACUUGGGAGGAAAUCACAAAUCCUGAUAAUUAUAGGACAAGUCCACCCCAACAAAAAAUUAUUUAAAUAAAACGAGAAAAAUCAAACAAGCAUAACACUGUAAACUUCAUCAAAAUCCGAUGUAAAAUAUGAAAGUUAUGAUAUUUUGCAGAUUCGCUUAAUUUCACAAAGGACUUAUAUGCACAUCCUGGUCUGUAUGCAAAUGAGGGGACUGAUGACAUCACUAUUUCAUUUGUGAAAUAUUCAAGUUUUCACCUCAUUGUCCCGAGAAACAUUAUUUCAUUCCUUCUUGAACUUGUGGAAUUACCAUAUGGUUAUGUGAAGUUGGUCCUUAAAGUCGAACCAGGGAGUUGGGAGAGAUGGUCAAACCUGUGAAAAAUGAAAUAUUGUAUAAUUCAAACAAUAAAAAAUAAAAGAAAUAGUGAGUGAGGGGCAUCAUCGACUCUCUUAUUUGAUUAUCACUGAGUUGUGCAUAUAGCUGUGUUGUGAAACAUAAGCGAAUAUUUAAGAUGUCAUAACUUUAUUUUACAUCCGAUUUUGAUGAAAUUUUCAGCGUUAUGCUUGCUUGAUUUUUCUCUGUCAAAUCAACAUUUUUGGGGUGAACUUGACCUAUAAGUACAUAGCCUAUGGAAAAGUUAUCAUUGCCUCUUGUAAUAAUUUUCUCACCCAGUUACUUAUACAUAAUCUCGGGGAUCUCAAUCUUAAAGCAGCCAUAGCUUUCUUAUUGCUUGUCCGAUUUCUUUCAAACUUUCACAGUUGUUUUUUCUUAUUUUUCUCUUUUGCAACACAACAUUUCAAUGACCAAGGAUGGAUUCCCCUUUGAACAGUCUUUGAGGUUUUGUCUUAGCAUGGACCUACUUUGCUAGUAGGUCCAUUGUCUUAGUCAUGACCAGAGCGCCGUUGUAUUAUGGUAACUUAGCCAUCCAAUGAUAACUUCUAUGGAAUCUUUGAUUUUGAUUGGCUCUUAUACAUUGUAAUAACAGCAAAAAUACUACUCUUAAUUCAACUCAGAAUAUUCAUUAGAUUUAGAUUAUAGGAUUAAAUGCUAUGUAUCUUUGAAAUAGGUUAAAACUUGAAAAUUAAAUCAGAGAGAUUUAGAAACUAAUCACAUUCGCUUUGACAGAUAAACACUUCCUAAAUAAAAUUUUGAAAAAAGGUAAGUUCCACUGGCUUCGAUUAAACUGAUGAUAGUUUAUGUCGAAAGGUUUUCGACAAAAAUGUAUCGGUUUGUGUUCCUUCUCUUAUUGACUAUCUUAGAAACUGAUUUAAAUAUUAAUUUAUACAUUAAAUGUAUUAGUUAAUUUUUAAAUCAGUUACAUUUGGUCGUGCUCGAGAGAGAGUACCGGUAACAAAAACGUUCAACAAGCGAUGUUGUUUUAUCCAUUACCAAGCCUAGUUGCACAUAUCCUGUUAGCUGCUGUCGUACCUGGACGUUUUAUAUAUGUUUUUUCUUGAUAUUUCUAGUUAACAGGAAUUGCCACAUGUUUAAUAACAAACUAAACAAAAUUCGAUAUCAAGAAUUGAAUUAUUAUUGAACUGAAAGAAAUAUAUGAUCGAUGUUGCGAACUGUGGCUGCAACAUCGUGGUAUGAUGGUCCUUUAAAGGGACAUCAGCCCUCCUAAAUUAGAAGUGUUAAAUGAUAUCAUGGACCUACUACAUGUCCAUGAUGAUAUCAAUCCAUCUCUAGAUAUUCGUCGAAGAUCAAUUUCUGCCUAAAAGUGAUUUUAUUAUGCUUAAAAUGAAUAUAUACUGAAAUAAACGAAAAUCAAAUGUGCAUACUAUUAUGAACGCUAAAAAGUUACGAUUAUGCUUUCAUUGUAAUUCUCGACCAUGCAUGACGUGACUGGGUAUUUUUUCUAAUAAAGCUAGUAAGUAAUAUUGUGGACCUACUGAAAGAUAUUUUGCACAUCCUACCAUUGCACAGUUUAAUGUUGGGGAUUCACUGUCUGUGUUUUGUACGUUUAUUAUAUGUGUAGAUGUUAACACAAUGUUGCCUAUUGCCAAAUUACUGUCUCUUGUGCAGAUUAUUGUAAAAUCAAAGUUUUAAUGAACGUAAUCGCUAUAUUUGUCAAAUUAUACUAAGUGAUAUUACCAGGUUACUGCUUUCGUCUCAUGGGAUGACAUGGAGUACCAUAAAAGUUACUGAAAUCAUAAAUUGUCUAUUGUUAAUGUGUUCUUGUGUUUUCACAUAUUUAUAUGUGACUAAUUAUAGUUUGUUGGCUGUAGAAAUAUAUUGUAGUCGCGUGGCACGAAAAUGUAUCUAUAUUUUUGUUAAAAAGAAAACGCACAAUACUUCUGAAAUGACAAGACAUCCAUAUUCAUCAAAGACUAUGUUAAUGUGAGAUCGAACCCACUCAUAUUCGGACUCCUUUUUAAAUUUCUGAUUUAUUUAUUUGAAAAUGUAUGUUAUUUAUUAUCUACUUAUACACUCUUGGUUGGUUUCUUCCAUUUUACAUAUACGUGCAUAUUUGUUCAUUCUUAUCAACUCGUAAUAGGAACAUCUCAUUCUUUUUUAUUUGUUUUCAAAUCAAUUUCUGCUUGUUAUCAUGGUAUUCCAGUGUAUUUGGACAUUAUAUCCCGGGUGUUUACAGGGUGAUUCAUAAAAAAAGAACUUUACAAACAAAAUAAUGGAAAUGUUACUCUCAAAUUUAAGACAAUGACGGUUAUGCAACUAAAAAAAAUAUCUUGCCUGUUAUACGUUACCGCAUUCCUUCAGUACGCUACCGCACUCCUAAGUGCCCUACCGCACCGCAUUCCUGCAGUACGCUACCGCACUCCUAAGUGCCCUUUUCACAUUAUCAUUCAGUCAAAUCCACUUCUGUUCCGUUCGCGCUCAAUUUGAUUUGGGUUAUUUUCAGAACCAUGCACGUCCAUUGCUUUGCUAAGACGUUUUCCGCGUAGAGUCGUUCAGUGCUGCGAGGGUAAAGCGCUUCCGUUUUCAAUGACGGAUGUUUCUUGUGCCGUUGGUUCUGACAGCGUUUCCGUCCGUUUUGAUUUUUAUGACACGUUGAUUCACCCCGACAAAACAGUCGUACAAAAUUAUAUGAAUGUAUUUUUAUAUGCCUUGGUUCCCGUGAUGUUAUAAUUAUUAUGAUCCCGGAUUCUUUGAAAAUUCAUCUAAACACACAGCAACGUUGCCAAAUCACAUGUCAUUGUGCCAUACGUGUUAAAGAAAGUAAUUUCGUAACUUUUUUUUACUCAUGAUUGCUUCCUCUUUAAUUAGAUAUUUUCACUUAUUCGUUGCGUAUUUUAUCGUAUCAAUAUUAUGUUAUGCUUCCUCUGUCCUGAAUGACAGACUUGUUUUAAUCGAUGUUUGUUGACAUUCCUGAGACGGGAAAAUUACCAGAGAUAACCAGUGUGUUUGUCAAUUAUAUUAAAAUACGUUUCAAAUUAGAGCUACGUUUGUAUGCAAAAUAGAGUCUGUUAUACAAUUUUUGCAAUAGUAACGUGUGUGUUAAAGGUCUCGGAUGUAGAAAAUCGCAGUUUACUCAACAUUCUUGCAGCAUUUUUUUAUCUCUUCUAUAUGGGACCGUCACGUUACCUUAAGGUUUGCAUGAAGACUCCUUUGAAAGAACGAAUUUGAUUGGACAAUGUUCAGCAUUAUAAAGCAUAAGUUUGCAACAAUCACCUUGAUUGGUCAACAGCACGCUGUUGCAAUAACUGCAACCUUUAAUGUCAUGUGAACCACCAAUUGUUUUCGAUUACAGUAUGCAGUUCUUAUUUAUUUUGGAUGUUUAUGUCUUAAUGUUUCCUUGUUUAUUGGGCUAAUGAAAUUUUCUUGUAUAAGAUGCGCGUAAAUAUUGAAUUUGUUGCUGCUUUUCGCGAAGUCUUCUUUUUAUGUUAGGAUGAAAUUACCGCGGUAUUAAAACUUAUCAUACAAGAUGCAAAACCAAAGCAUUUAAUAAAAGUCUAAUAAAACUUUAUAUUCUCUAAAAAUAACAACUUUCCUUUUCCCGUGCCAUACAGCACCUCAGAAUAUUUACUCCUUCUCAGAAAUAUUACCAAUUUAAGAGUGUAUGGCUUGUUCAACAACUCAUUCCCCCUUUUUGUUUACCGUGUAUCAAUCCUAUUUUAGCGUAAUCAAAUUAUUCUUAUCUGAUUUUUUUUCACGUGACAACUCAAUUUUUAAUCUUGACAUAGCUAUCAAUGAAAAAUGUUUAUUUUGUUAAAAAUGUGUCGUUGAUGAUUAUCAAAUUUUCAAAGAAAGCAGAAAUGUAACUAUUAAUAUGCAAGUACGCAAUAAAGCUCAAUCAAUCACAUGCUAUUAAAUCGCAAA
This is a messenger RNA of Lytechinus pictus (painted urchin), 5870 nucleotides long. RefSeq names its product galactosylceramide sulfotransferase-like. Gene Ontology annotation, molecular function: galactosylceramide sulfotransferase activity. Gene Ontology annotation, cellular component: membrane. The transcript is spliced from 2 exons. Bases 35 to 1171 code for a protein of 378 amino acids. Gene Ontology annotation, biological process: glycolipid biosynthetic process. The record is from RefSeq and is a predicted model, not a curated record. NCBI's taxonomy places the organism in Eukaryota, Metazoa, Echinodermata, Echinoidea, Temnopleuroida, Toxopneustidae.